This is a messenger RNA of Acanthoscelides obtectus, 1004 nucleotides long. The record is from the annotation of a GenBank genome assembly. NCBI's taxonomy places the organism in Eukaryota, Metazoa, Arthropoda, Insecta, Coleoptera, Chrysomelidae.
GAAUCGUUUCUCAUUUUCGGUUUUGUGCUAUGACGUAUGACGUGGUACUUAUCAAAAUCAUUUUUAAAUAAUAUUUUCUAAUUUGUAAGCUGCGAAAAUGUUUUAAAUUUACAGGAUACACACAAACAUUUACAGGUUUUUGCAAGAUUUGUUUCUGAAAUAACAAUGGCAGCAGCUUUAUCUUACGAAGAUUUACGAAAGCAAGCUAGACAACUCGAAAAUGAGAUAGACCUGAAGCUAGUGGCAUUCAGCAAGCUUGGAGCUGGUAUCAAUAGCCCCCACACCCACUCUGAUACAGUGCCUCUUUUAUCAGAAGAAGACACCUUUGAGAGUAUGGCGCUGGAAAUUGAACAGCUCUUAAGCAAGCUUGGGCAGAUAAAUGAAAGACUUUCAGAACAACCAGUGUCAGGUGCUGCAAUGUUGCACACCUUGCAGAGGCAUAGAGAUAUAUUAGCUGACUUGACAAGGGAUUUUAGGAAAACAAAUUCACAAAGAGAAAGUAGAAGAGAGAGGCAAGACUUGCUCAGAGGGUCUGAUUCAUUUAGAAGUGAUGGAAUCAACAAUCGGAGAGAUAUUUAUUUGAAAGAGAACCAACACAUUCACAGCUCUGACCGUUUGGUCAAUGAUCAAAUAUCAAUUGCAAUGGAGACCAGAGAGCAUUUGACUUCACAGAGGCAGACCCUAAAGAAACUGCAGACAAGAUUCAAUAAUAUUUCAAACAGAUACCCAAUGAUCAGCAGCCUUAUUCAAAGGAUAAAUUUGAAGAAGAGGCGAGAUUCUAUAAUUCUUGGUUUGGUGGUGUCGUUGUGUACUAUCCUUAUGUUGAUCUAUACUUUUAGCUAGGAGGUAAAUUUGGUUUUUACUCAUAUUUCCAUCAAUUUUCUAUAUAUGUGAUUUAGGUAGUAGUGUGUAAAUAAGAUAAGGGUAAACAGUGUUAUGAUGCAUAUUAUAUUAUUUUGUAACAACUUUGAAUUUAAUUAUAUUUUUGCCUACUAUGCAACAUA